This is a messenger RNA of Protopolystoma xenopodis, 258 nucleotides long. NCBI's taxonomy places the organism in Eukaryota, Metazoa, Platyhelminthes, Monogenea, Polystomatidea, Polystomatidae. The record is from the annotation of a GenBank genome assembly.
UCUUAUUGUCUCAAAGUGAAAGAAAUGGAUGAUGAAGAGUUCAGCUAUUCGGCCCUUCAGGAACCUUUGUACCGUGUAGAGACAGGAAACUACGAGUAUAGAUUGGUGCUACGCUGCCGACAGUUGGCAAGAGCUCGAUUUGCGAAGAUGCGCAACGACGUGCUCAUCAAAAUUGAACUGCUUGACAAUAAGCACGGUACCUCUUUUGGCAUGAAUGCAUAUAAAUUUGCGUGUUUAUUUCGGAUAUACGCUAAAUAA